GUGUGCUUUAAUUAUGAUUGGUACGUCUUUUAAAUUUGUUGCAGACUAAUAAGUAGUACUCAGACUGAAAUAUCUGGAGGCCGCAGAUUCUUGAAGCUGGUUUUUAGGAAUGAAUUGCCUGAUACAAUUUAUACUAUGUCCAAAUUGAAAGCUAGAGACAACAAUCCUCUUGAGGUCGCUCUUUUCGAUGUUGAAUCUCGGUCUAUAGUCUCUGAUGAGAAUGAUCCACUGUCUUCGAUCAAGGUAGAGAUUUGCGUCCUUAAUGGUGAGUUUGGUUCAGAUGGCAGUGAAAAUUGGAGCAAAGAUGAAUUCAAAUCCAAAAUCUUACGUCAAAGAGAGAAUAAAGGGCAGCUACUGAAAGGAGAUACGGUUAUUGCGCUUAAAAAUGGAGUAGGUUUUAUCCACAAUGAAUUCACUGACAACUCAUUUUGGAUAAGAACAGGACGUUUCAGAUUAGGAGCGAUGGUUGCAAAAUCAAAUAUGAAUGACGCAUUAAUCAUCAGGGAAGGUAUAAGUAAACCUUUUAGAGUCAAGGACUACAGAAGUAAGUUGAACAAGAAAAAGGAUCCAACCCUCAGUGAUGAAAUAUGGCAUUUUAAACAUAUAUCAAAAAAAGGGAAAAUUUUUGAGCUGCUUUCUGAGGACGGGAUACAUACUGUUGGCGAUUUUUUGAAGGAGCUUGAAACCGAUCCAUUAUCUUUGGAAGAGGUAUUAAGGAAGAAAACACUUUUAGGAUAG
Vigna umbellata (rice bean) is the source of this 738-nucleotide messenger RNA. Its product is annotated as calmodulin-binding protein 60 B-like. The record is from RefSeq and is a predicted model, not a curated record. Gene Ontology annotation, molecular function: calmodulin binding; DNA-binding transcription factor activity; sequence-specific DNA binding. Lineage: Eukaryota; Viridiplantae; Streptophyta; Magnoliopsida; Fabales; Fabaceae. Gene Ontology annotation, cellular component: nucleus. Gene Ontology annotation, biological process: regulation of salicylic acid biosynthetic process.